UAGAAAUUCUAUUCCCACUGAGCACAGGCAGAUUGUGAGAGUCACCAAGUGGAACAAACUACAAGACCAUCCGAGAGGCUUCUCUAACACUCAAGCCAGGAAAAACAAUCACGGAAAAUGAUUCCCAAACCAAAUUGUGUCUAAUCUCUCUCUAUUGAUUAAUGGACCCAGGCUCAAGGAGAAGAGCUCCUUUGUCCUGUGCCUUGGGUCUGAGCCCCACUCUCUGUACUGCUAUCAUCUUCUCUGGAUGCUGUGGUCUCCACUAAAGGGACAAUACAAGGUGAAAUGCAGCCAUUUUCUUGGUCAGCAGCAGCUCAGAAACAAGAUGUCUUAGUGGCACCAUCCAGCAACACUCUCCUCGCCAGCUACCACAUCCCAGAUGGCUCUCAGACCUUAGUGUCAAUCGAGUGGAGAAAGGACUUACAGUUAGAAAAUAUCGUGAGCAAUUUGUGAGAAACUCACAAACCAGUUUGUUUUAAUUCUUUACCCUAAUCAUUUGUGUUUUAAAAAGCUGCCUCUGGAUUCAGGGGAAAAGGGGACCGUGAAACAACCAGAUAUGGCCCGCAUCAUGGAGGAACCUGGAGAUGAAAAGACUAAUAAAAUUUCAUAAUUAUUUUCCUGGGAACAUAUCAGCAAAGAUUUCAGUGUCUCCUUUUGGUUAUGUUGUAGAAAUUUCCAGAGAUAUUCACAUCACUCUUAGUAUGCUGGACAAGGAGGACAAUGAAGGCAAGGAAGAUAUUUACAGUAGUCUCACUAUCAUUAUCCAGAAUAAUGGCAACUUGAAUAACUCAGCUAUUCAAAGAAUGAUUUUUCAUGCCUCGAAGGACAUGAGGAACAAUGAGAACCCAAGAGAAAUCAGAAUGUUAGCCGGUGAGGUGUUAGUGUCUCUUGCUGAACAUGAUUUCAACUCUGUAAUGGAUGAAGUCCAAAGACAUUUCAAGAUCCUGGAGCUUCCCGAUGAAUUCACUGUCCUUGCCCUGGCUGAACUGGCACAUAGCUAUGUAUCGGAGAGCAUACCAUUUAUGACUAUGACCUUACUCACUAUGCAAACCAUGGUCAGGUUAGCUGAAGAAGAAAGGAUGAAAGAAGCAUUCUGUAUUGCCCUUCAGAACUUCAGUAAGGCUAUUUACAAAUAUAUCAACCACUGGGAAGACUUUCCUUAUCCUAAAAUGAAUGCCAACCGACUCUCUGAUAAAAUCUACAUGCUCUUUAGGUUCAUAAUGGACAAGUGGACAAUAAACAUGACCCCUGAAAUUAACAUAGCAAUCAUUAAGGCUCAUGGCCCAGCAGUGAGCCUCCUUCUCCACCGGGAGGACCUCCAAGAGUUUGCCUUGCACCAUGUGCCUUGGCUCUUAACCCAACUUAAGAAUCCGGAAACAGAUUUCUACAUCACUCAGAGUCUAAGACAAAUAUUGACUGCAGCUGACUUUUAUGACGUCUACAUUCCAAAGGGCACAAAAAGGUGCAUCUUUUCUAUCUUACAACAACAGAUCUGUGACAUCUCAGAGACUAGAAGUAAUGAAAAUGAAAAUGAAGCUGUUCAAUGUUUCCUCAUUCUGGUGCAUUCCAACACAGGAGACUUGCUAGAAUUUUUUGAAGAACAAGUGAGAACCUGUGAUGAGUGCAUCCGAGUGGGAACAUUCUCUUUUUUAAAAUCUGCCAUUGAUGCUUAUGAGCCCAGAUUGAGGGAUUAUAUUAUUAUGGUUGAAAGGAUAAUCAAAAUCGCCAUGGAUGAUUUCAGUAUAAAAGUGAGGACUGCCUCUCUCCUCCUCAUCCAGAGCAUGUGUGAAAAGGGCUACCUGGAAGCAAGUGAAGGGUGGCAGCUGAUUGAAUACAUCUUCUUCCAGUUUGCGUUGUCCAGAAGGAACAUGUUGGAUCCAAUAAAGCCUGUCACUCCGGAGGACUUAAUAGCAGAAAAUUCUGUCCUGCAACUUAGUGUUGAAAUCCUGCGGGGAAUGGACCCACUAGUUAAUGGAAUGCCUCAAGUACUAUGGCCAAAACUCCUGACUUUUGUGGUACCAUUGGAAUAUUGUGGACUUCUGCCCUAUCUGUUUAAUAUCCUUAGGAUCCUGCUGAUGGCAGAGGAACAGAAGCAAAAUGGGGAGGAGUCAACAGCCCUUGUCAUCUCUGCUGGGCCAGUGAAACUUCCUUCAACACAACAGCUGCUGGCUAGACUUCUGGUGAUUGCUGUCUUGGCCAGUGAGGGACAGCCUUGUGGGACUGGAGCAGUAGGUCUUCUAAAGAGCAUGCCCAAUAUCAUCCAUCCAAACUUAAUAGAUCUUUGGAAAGAACUCAUUCCUAAGCUGCUUCUCCCAUUGGAAGGAAACUGUUACAAAGUUGCAUUGUGGGAGGACAUGCUGCUGGAGCUUCUAAGGGAAUCUCUAUGGAAGAUCAAUGACAGAAACUGGAGUAUUCAACUGACUCAAGAGUUCAUGCUCCAGAUGGAAGGUUAUAAUGACAAUUCAAUUGAGAAGAAAUUCCUUUGGAAGGCUCUGGGAACCACACUAUCAUGCUGCCAGGAUGUAAACUUUGUAAGCACACAAUUGAAAGAGAUCAUAGUCAAUGCCGCCCAGUUAGGGUACCAGAGAGAGGCAACUGUUUCUAUUCUGGGAUAUUGUGCCAAGAAUCAUAUGGACAUUGUUUUAAAAGUUCUUAAAGCAUACCAAGAGGAAAUGAAGUCCUUUGCAAGUCGCUUUAAGUCUCUUUUUUAUGGAAAUAAGAGUUUGUCCAAGAUUGACCUUAUUGCCAUAUAUGGACAUGUGGCUCUCCAAGCUCCCAAAAGACAACUUCUCCCCAUCGUGGAAAAAGACAUCGUAACCCCAAUCCUGACUCUCUAUACUUCCAGCUGUCAGGUUUUGGGAAUAACUGUUUUAAAUAAGAACAUCGAUCUACAAAUGAACUUCACAAAAAGCAUCACUGAAAUUAGUAUUGCUGUUCGGGAGGCCGAAGAACUACUAAAUUUUAAUUUUUCCCAUAAGGAAGUGCUCCUUGGACACAUGCUGGAUUUGAUCAGAGAAGAACCUAUGGAUUCCUUAGCUAGCCCUGUCCGAUGGAAAGCAUUAAUUGCUAUUCGAUGGCUAAGCAAACUGAAACCUCAAUUACCUCUUAAUGACAACCUAAAUCUCUUGGAAGAAAGUCUUCGCAGUCUUGUUCUCCUUCCUCCUUUAACUGAAAUGAUAGAAGAUGGACAGUCUGAUGAGGACAAGGCACACAUCCAAUUUCUCUAUGGAAGGUCCUUGGAUGCUCUUGGAAAACUUAUGAGAACUCUAGUGUGGAGCACCUUAGACCCAGAAGAAUGUCAAGAAAUGUUUAAUCUUCUUCGAAUCUGGCUUGUUUCAUCAAAAGAAUGGGAAAGAGAAAGAGCAUUACAGAUCUGUUCAAAGGUCUUGAUAAACUGUUAUCAUUCACCAGACAGAUUUAAAAUUGGUCCUCUUCUUGGACUUUUUGCACCUCACUGUUGUGAUACCCUACCUACCAUCCGCCUGUGGGCUGCCGAUGCUGUUAUUGGUCUAUUUUUUCUCCAAGAUAUGCCCCAGGAAAUAGAGAAACUGAGGCGUCUGCAAGAAGGACUACACUCUACUGAUACCCAAGUCCAGCUCUGGAUUGCGUCUAAUAUGGCUAAGAUUGUUGGAAAAUUCAUCCCCAAUGAAGAAAUUCAAGCAUUCCUAGAAGAAUCACUAGAAAGUAUGGAGAACCUCAACCCUGAAUGUUCAAAGGCAUCCAGUAUAUGGGUAAUCACUAUCCUAAAGGAACAGGGAGAUACCUUGAAAAAAGAGUUGUUGGAUAUCUUGAGCUCAAUUUACCAUCACAUGCCCAUCCUCAGACUUAAGGAGCAAAGCUUCAGUUUUGUUCUACAGGCUAUCACUCAGAUAGCAAAUUUCCACCUCGAGGAAGUUGUUUGCAAUCUCUUGAAUAAGCCUCUUCCUUUUGAUAGGGACAUAAAAGCACUGUGGAAAGCACUAGCUCAGGAUGGUUGCCCCAACAUCCACCUCUUAAGAGCUUUAAUGGAUAAACUGGAGAGUGGGCUGGAUAAUGAAGGAGCAGAAUCAGAGACAAUUGCAGUCGCCUGUGCUAUAUAUGAGGUGGUGAACACUGGCAUCCCUAUCAGGGAUUCAUAUGCAGAGCUUUUCUACUUGCUAUUGAAGCUCAUUAGCUACACACUGGGACGCAAGAUGCCAACUCAAAACACGGCUGAGAGAAGGAGGAUCAUGCAGCAAGGACAGAGAGCUCAAGAUGGGGAUCCCUGCAGGCUUUCGACUACCACCCUGAGAUGUGUGCAAAACCAAGCUAUAAAAGAGGGUCUGGCCAAAGAGUCUGAAGAGGGAGACAAUUUAUGGAAUCUAUUGAGUAGCCCCCACUCCCACCAUUUAGGAGUGUGUGUACUGGCCAGGAGUGUGGUUGUCUGGCAACAGGACAUAAUGAUAGGCAUCAUGGAGCACAUGUUCCUAUCGCUUUCUUCAACCUCCGAGGCCUUCCGAAUAACGGGCACAGCAUUCUUCUCUGAGGUCAUGAAAGAGCCACUCCUUUGGAAACAGGGGAAUCUAAGAGAAGUUCUAUUUGUAAUAGACCAGAGUGCCUGGGACACCAAUACUAUUUUGAGACAAAUGGCAAUCAGAGGGCUUGGGAAUGUAGCCCUCGGGUCACCACAAAAGGUGAAGAAGAAUAAGCAGAUGUUGUUAGAAACAGUCAUCAGGGGUCUCUACCAUCUGACUCGAACAGAAGUCAUCUGUGAAAGCCUGAAGGCAUUGAAAAAAAUCCUAGAACUUCUCUCAGACAGAGAUGUGAGCUUCUACUUCAAAGAAAUAGUACUGCAAACAAGAACUUUCUUUGAAGACGAACAGGAUGAUGUGAGGCUGACUGCAUUCUUACUGUUUGAAGAUUUGGCAUCUCUAACAGGAAAAAGGUGGAAAAUGUUUUUUACUGAAGAAAUUAAAAAGAGCAUGAUUUCAUUCGUUCUCCAUCUCUGGGAUCCCAACCCAAAGAUAGGUACGGCCUGUCGGGAUGCCUUGGCUGCCUGUAUACCAUUUCUUGGUGUCCAAGAUUUACAUGCACUACUGGAUCGCUUUGUUGACUGCCAGGAAAUGCCAAAGAACAGGGAAUUCUAUAAAGAUCUAUGCAUGAAGUUGGCAAAGAAGAACCAAGACCUCCUCUGGAUCCUUCACACCCACACAUUUGCCUACUUCAAUAGUUCCUGGGAAGGAAUCCGAAGUGGUGCAGCCAAACUCACAGAUGCCAUUAUUCAGAAUGUGACACCUCAGUUCUUGGAGAUGCUAGACCGAGAACAACUGGACUCAUGUCUCCAGGCACUUAGGGAAGAUCCCUGUGUCAGUGUCCAGAGAGCUGCCGAAGCCGCCAUGCAGACCUUUUUGAGAAGAUGUAGAGAGAUAAGCAACCAUUCAUAAACUGUCAGGAAAUAAACUGCUGGGCUUUUUAUAUGA
Molecule: messenger RNA, 5438 nt
Organism: Monodelphis domestica (gray short-tailed opossum)
Lineage: Eukaryota; Metazoa; Chordata; Mammalia; Didelphimorphia; Didelphidae
Source: RefSeq, a predicted model, not a curated record